UUUUUUUUGUGCACUUUUUUUUUUUCCUCUACAUUUGCAUUUUUUCUCUUUCGCGGUAUCAACACAGUUAAAACCAAGUGACAGCAUACUCUUAUAAAAGAAAAAAACCGAACUAUGCCACCUGCUUUCCAACCUCCCUAUGCUGUACCUGCACCUGGUGCUGUCCAAAAACAAGGUGAAACCGUACCUUAUCGUCACUUCAAAUUCGUAGACAAACUCGUCGCUCGUCCAUCAGAAGAUAUCAGAACGCUCUGGGAUAUGUACUUGCAUGGUUAUCAACUAGCUGGCGAACGUCCUUUCAUGGGCACUCGUCGCAUUGAUCAAGACGGUCAAGCCAAAGAAUACGUUUGGCAAACCUAUCCUCAAGUACAUGAGCGAAUUACAAACUACGGAAAAGGAUUACUGCAACUUGGUUUGACAAGACAAAAGGCCAUUGGUGUCUAUUCAGUGAAUCGACCUGAAUGGACAAUGACAGAAUUGGCUUCCUAUCGUCAAUCCUUCAUUAUUGUUGCUUUGUAUGAUACACUAGGAGAAGAGGCGAUGGAAUACAUUGUCAAUCAAACAGAAAUGGAGUUCAUUGUACUUAGUGCUGACAAACUUGACAACAUCACUCGAUUAGUUAAAAAUAAGAGUUUGGGAUACAUCAAGACCGUCAUUGUGAUGGAUGAUACGAUUGAUCCUAGCAAGAAACAAACAGCUGAACAGGAAGCAGGUAUUAAGGUAUUGACAUUCCGGGAAGUGGAAACAUUAGGUGCGUCUGUUCAAGGAGAUCAACUUGGAAAUACGCAACCUGAAGACAUUGCGACUAUCUGUUAUACAAGUGGUACCACAGGUGUUCCCAAAGGUGUUGUCUUGACACAAAGUGCUAGUGUAGCUGCCAUUUCGAGUAUCUCUGCUGUGGGUGAUAAAGGGACAUUUGCCUUGAUCACUCGCGAUGACGUUUAUAUUUCUUAUUUACCUUUGGCGCAUGUAUUUGAACGUGCUGCUCAAGGUAUUCAUAUAUUCAAAGGUGCUGCUCUUGGCUAUUACCAGGGCGAUACAUUAAAAUUGUUAGAUGACAUUGCUGAACUCAAGCCUACUGUUUUCUGUUCAGUCCCUCGUCUUUUCAAUCGUAUCUAUGAUAAAGUACUUGCAGGUGUCAAGGCCAAAGGCGGUAUCGCUGCUUAUCUGUUCCACACAGCAUUCAAUGCGAAAAAAGCGCAAUUACACAAGACCGUCCACCAUUGGCUUUGGGAUCGCGUUGUAUUUGGCGCCAUUCGACAAAAGCUAGGUGGUCGUCUUCGCUUCAUUCUGAGUGGUUCAGCACCUGUCUCACCUGAUGUAAUGGACUUUAUGCGCAUUUGUUUUUCAGCAAAGGUUUACGAAGGCUAUGGUCAGACCGAGAACUUUUGCGCUGGUUGUUUGACAAUCACCGACGAUAAUACCUCAGGUGUGGUCGGCGUUCCUUUCCCUUGUUCUGAAAUCAAAUUAGUCGAUGUACCUGAUAUGGAAUAUCAUUCUACCGAUAAGCCUUAUCCUCGCGGUGAAAUUUGUGUUCGUGGCCAUGCUGUAAUGCGCGAAUAUUACAAGACACCUGAAAAGACGGCAGAAGCUGUAGAUCAGGAUGGCUGGCUACAUACAGGCGAUAUUGGUAUGUUUGAUUCCGCCAAUCGUCUUGUAAUCAUUGACAGAUUGAAAAACAUAUUCAAACUCUCUCAGGGUGAAUAUAUUGCUCCUGAAAAAAUCGAAGGCGUCUAUCAGAAACACGAAUUGGUUGCUCAAGCUUUCGUCUACGGUGAUUCUAUGCAAGCUUCAUUGGUAGGUGUCAUUGUUCCUGAUAAAGAAGCGUUCCCUGCUUGGCUCCAAAAGAAUUUCCCAGAAGAGAAACAACCCUACACUUCGUCCGAUGUCAAGAAAGAAUUACUCAAGGUACUCAGCGCUUAUUGCAAACAGAAUGAUUUGAAGGGCUUUGAACAAAUGCGCGCUGUUCAUUUGACACCUAAUGAGUUCUCAAUUGAAAACGAUUUAUUGACCCCCACCUUCAAACUGAAACGCGAAACAGCAAAGAAAGUGUUUGAAAAAGAGAUUAAUGAAAUGUAUUCUACUCUAUCCAAUGGACGUGCUUUCAACUAGAAACAAAUGCAGCAUCAGUAGCAUCAGCAAUGACUGUUUUACUAUUGACUAUUAUGCUAACUCAUCCCCACACAUACUCAUUUUUAUUCAUCAUUCUAUAUUCCAACUAAUAAAUCUAUAAACCCACAAGGAACUUUUUUCUUUUCUAGUCUUUUUAUCAAAGCACA
Messenger RNA from Mycotypha africana, 2279 nucleotides. RefSeq lists its product as uncharacterized. Gene Ontology annotation, cellular component: membrane; endoplasmic reticulum. Gene Ontology annotation, biological process: long-chain fatty acid metabolic process. The transcript has 6 exons. The coding region runs from base 115 to 2112 and encodes 665 amino acids. The record is from RefSeq and is a predicted model, not a curated record. Gene Ontology annotation, molecular function: long-chain fatty acid-CoA ligase activity. Lineage: Eukaryota; Fungi; Mucoromycota; Mucoromycetes; Mucorales; Mycotyphaceae.